Molecule: messenger RNA, 882 nt
Organism: Frieseomelitta varia
Lineage: Eukaryota; Metazoa; Arthropoda; Insecta; Hymenoptera; Apidae
Product: stress response protein NST1-like
Exons: 3
Coding region: 1-762 (253 amino acids)
Source: RefSeq, a predicted model, not a curated record
AUGCCUGCAUGCGAGCCAUGGUGUCCUCUGGUGAAGAGUCAAUUAAAAAAAAUAGAACCGACGAAGCUUCCAGCCAGCGAAGUUCCAUGGCUUUUGAAGAAAGAUUUUCCUUCGAAGGAAACCGAUUUAAUCGAUCUAGCCGAUAAACUUCGCGAUCCAAGAUUAGACAUUAUCGAUGAAAAAUUUAUAAGGACAAAGGAGGUUGAACGGGAUGACGAUUUGGAAAAGGAACCAGAAUUUAAUGCAGCAUUUGAUGCAGAUUUGGAGAAGAAGCCAGCACCUGAUGUGAAUUAUUAUCGUCUUCCUAUAGAAACAGAUAGAAGGCUCGAGGACUCAGUAAAUGAAGUGACAGAUAGAGAGGAUCCCUCAAAAUAUAGAAAAAUUAAAAGAGAAUCUGCAACGCAAUGGACCGUUGAAGGAGAAGAUAAGGUGGUCGAAACCGAUAUCAUGGAUGAACCUACUAUAAGGGAAGAAGAUUUGGUGGUCAAACUUCCGGAACGUGAAAGAUUAGAGCAUAAAAAGCUAGAACGUGAAAAAUUAGAACGUGAAAGAUUAGAAGAUGAAAAAUUAGAACAGGAAAAAAUAGAUGGAGAACCAUCGAAGCACGAUGAUAUCGAUGAGAGAGAACUUGCGAUAUUCAAAGAUGAAUGCGAUCCGUCUUGUCCUCGACGUAUAUCGCAAAGCAAGUAUAUUUUGUUAUUUGUUGUUAUUGUCGACAUGAAAGAUGAUUUGUUAAACAUUAAUGAUUUCUACAGAAAGUAGAAUACGUAAACUCGAAGAAAGGCAAAGAGUCGUAGAUCAUUAUUUAUUAACUAAGGGUUCGGGUUACUUUGAAGACGUCUGCACUUGUUCUCUUUCCUGCAUCAUUCAUGCUUUAAAAAA